This is a messenger RNA of Spirodela intermedia, 7566 nucleotides long. The record is from the annotation of a GenBank genome assembly. NCBI's taxonomy places the organism in Eukaryota, Viridiplantae, Streptophyta, Magnoliopsida, Alismatales, Araceae.
AUGGUUGAUUCUAUAUGUGGAGGAGCAUUUAUGGAGAAAACUCUUGAUGAGAUUUACAAUCUUUAUGAGAAUUUAAGUGAAAAUUCUAGAGAUCAAGUCUCUUUUGAAUUAUAUGACAAGGAUAAGAAGAGAGAAAUUUAUGAAUUGCAUCAUGAUGAUGAUUCUAAACUUAGAAAUGAGGUUAAUUAGAUUAAUCAAAUAUUAGAAAAAAUUGAAUUACUUAUUGACAAUAUUAGAAAGCCUUUUAAGCCUCAAUUUAAUUCGAAUAGUACAUGUCCUAUGUAUGGUGAAAAUGAUUAUUCUGAAUUUCAAUGUUAUAAUUUAGAUCAAUCAUUUCAACCUAGGCAAGAACAAGUGCAAGUAGCUCACAGUUUUAAUAGAAAUAGGGAACCUUUUUCAAAUUUUUAUAACCCUAAUUAGAGGAAUAAUUUUUCAUCGAGAGACCCAAAUAAUAUUCAAAAUCCAAAAGCACUUAGAUCCAAUUCACAUUUUGAAUUUUGUCCAAAAUAGGAACAUACAUUUCAAAAAAAUCAGUCCUCUCAAAUUCAACCUGAUGCUAUGGAAAUGAUGCAGCAAAUGAGCCAAAUGAUGCAACAAACUAUGAAUCAAAUGAUGCUGCACUAGAAACAAAUUAUAGAGACUCUUAGGAAUAAGAGAGAAGAGGGAUAGCUACCUAGUCAGCCCAUAGAAAAUUCAAGAAACUAUCCAACAAUAAGAUUUCAGCAAGGAGAGUCUAGCUGAAUAAAUUUAGAAAAAAACUCAUGAAAUGAAAAUGUUAAGUCAGUGAAUAUAUUGAGUGAGAAUAUUUUACCUAAUCCUUAUUUCUAAUUAUUAGAUAAAAUUAAUGAGCCAUUAGAAGUAAAUGAGAACAUUAAGGCUGAAAAUAUAGUAGUAGAAAAUUUGAAUAAAAUCAUUUAUUGCUCACAAUUGAUGAAUGAAUAUAGUGAGGAUGAUGAGGAGAAAGACCCCUUAGAUGAAGAGACAACAGCUGAUCAUGGAAAAAUCAUCCAAAUUUUAGUAGAAGGGAGUAAGGACACAAAUGAAGAAAAAUAUAUUUCAGGUGAGGAAAAAUGAGUUGAUUUAGGAGAUGUAGGAGACGACAUUAAUAAAUCUAAUCAUAAUUUUCCAGCCAUGGAUGUUGAUAAUGAUGUAUAUCAUACCUCAAAAUUAAAAGAUAGCUCUUAGGAAGAUGACGAAUUUGAUGAGUUGAGAAAUGAAAAGCUAGAAAAAAAGUUGAUUCAACUAAUGGUGAGAAACGAAAAUAAUGAAUAUGAGUAUAGAGAUAAUUUUGGAGGAGAAAAUUAAAAUUUUACUGAAUUCAUUAGAUCUAAGAUUAAAGAAGAAAAUCCUUCCAUCCUUCAAAACUCACAGCUCAUUAGAAUUAUUUCUAAGCUUGAAAUAUUUCACUCCUUGCAAAUUGAACAAAUAUGUAUGGAAGAUAAAAUGGAGUAGGGGAGGUGAUAAGUCUUCAUUAUCAUGAGUUAAUAAUUAGUAAAUAAUAUAGUUUUAGCCUUAACUCAUGAUAAAUAGACUUAUAUUUGUGUUAAAAAAUGAUUUUUGGUUUUCAAUUGAUUAACAUGAAUUUUUGGGUAAUUAUGUGAUUUUAUACAAUUUUUACAGUCAAACUUUUGAGAUAAAUGAAGAACAAAUAAAAAUAAAAAUAUUGCAAAAAUGAGGGGAACCCGCCGGCCAGCCGAGCUCGCAAGCGGCAAGUGGGUCGGAAGUGCAGUCGGGGAGUAAGCCGCGAGCAGGGGCUCAAGCGACUUGGCUUGGGGACUGACAGGGCAUGCGUACGCCACACUCCCCUUCCACGUCACCGGUGGCCAGCUGGCUGUGGGGCAAGGAGUGGUCAUACACGCGAGAGAAGGGACUUUGCUGAGAAAGCUAACACUACUAUAUAUUCACCCGAAAAAUCGGCGUACAACCGAUGUGGGACUAAACCCCCGUCACACCUUCCUCAGAAGAGGCGAGCGACCGGCGUGGGUUCGAACCCUCCCAGAGUCAAAAUUCAUAUAUUUUUAUCUGAUUAUCACGACAUUCCUGCAGAUCGUCGGUGAAGGAUUAAGCAACGAGAAUCAUUGGAUCAUCGGCAAAAAUCUCGUCAACGCGAUUCGCGGAGCAUUGCUACUAAAAUUGCUGAACGAUUCACGAUAAAAGGAUCGUGAAUCCAUCGAGUAAAUCAUCUCCGAUUGAUCAACGAACAAGCCGUCGUCAGGAAGAGGAUGAUCCGCCGGGAGACCAGUCGCCACCUCUUGAGAGCGUACCAGAUGCGAUGAAGAGCCUCCUCUUGCUGCGUGGACCUGAGGAUGAAGCUCCUUGACAUACGCCCCACCUCCAUCCAGCUCCUCUCUGUCGGGUGACAGCCGCCGGAGACGAUUCGACGACCCACUUCAUUGAUUUUUAGACUUCGCGAGAAGAUCUAGAAAUUGUCCACAUCGUCUUUGUCCAAGGAGAGCGUUCGAGGCCGUGGACACUACACGACAACCCUCCCGAACGCUUAGGAUUCCGGUGCAUCGUCGACGCAUCGCCGUCGCGACGUCAGAGCUCUGUUUUCCUGCUUUCAAUUUAAUUUACGCUUUAUUUAGUGAUACUUUGUGUGAUUUUAAUUUACCAAACUAUACUUCGUUAAAUUACGAUUCUUCCGGCUUUUACAGAUCUUAAUUUGAUUAAUUAAGUCGUCUGUAAUCGCUUACGUAAGAAUCGUCGGGCAGAACUCUGUUUUCACCUGAUUCACGUUCACCGGGCGCUGACAUCAUCCUGACGCCCGCACCCUUAUUUCCUUUUUUUUUCGUGAAUUUUAAAUAUAUUUCCUUUUUAUUUCCUAGUAUAAAAUUCGUAAGAAAAUCGUAUUCAUUGAGAAUAAUUCUGAAUAAUUACCAGAUAUUAUAUUACAUCCUUGUGAUUGACUUGGAAAAUUACCGCUAUUUUUUGGAAUUUUAUUGAAUUAUAAUUGAUAUAUUUAUUUAGAAAUACUUCUAAAUAUCUGAAAAUUCGUAUUUUCUAGUUUUACAAAUUUUAUAUUUGCGUGAUUUAAUAUAAAACGACUGAGUCAUGUCAAGAGGAUACAAAAUUUAUGCUAAAUUUGAAAAAGAAUAUCAUGAAACUUACCUUGGGAUAUCAAUAUAUUUUGAUGGCCAUAGAUCAUCUUAUAUGAUCUUAGAGCUGUCCAGCUAGCGACAUUAAUUGCAACAUUGCAUGAUAGGCAACCCAUGGUUUUUAUUUCAUUAUGUUUGAUUUUUUUUUAAGCUCUAUUUUUCUUAGUAUUUUGCAAUACUUGUUUCUGUAUUUGUUUUUUCGAAAAAGUGUAGGAGGAGUGUAAGAUGAAGUGGAAAAUUAAAAAUGAGGUUGAGGUGAUGUCUUUCUGAGCUUAAUCAUUUAUGACAACAUUUUUAAUGCUUAACUUUACAUAUAUGUAUACUUCACUUGAAAAUUAUCUUUUCUGCAUAUUUUGUUUCGAUUUUUCUGUGUCAUUGAGGACAAUGUCAUUUUUAAGUUGGGGGGUGAAGUAUUCAUUAUUAAUUUAUGUUGUAGGACAAUAAUGUAUAUUUGAGGAAUAUUUCACAAGUUAUCAUGUAAAUUAUUUUAUUUGUUAUUUAAAUGAACCUCUCUAAAUCUUAAUUUAAAUUGAUAUUUUAUGAAUAAACAAAAAGUUGAUGAGAAUUUAUUUUAUAUCUUGAGGCUUAAUUCUCACUUAUUUUUUAAAAUAAAAUAUUAUUGUGCUAAAUUUUAUGAUUAAUUGAAAUCUAUUUUAUAUAAUUUUUCUAAAAAUUUGAGGCUUUAAAAUAAAUAUAAUUAGAAGACAUCAUUAUUAGAUAUGAUAACAAUCACAUAAUACUUUCAAUAUGGGAUUAACUUUAUAUUCUUUUCAGAUCUAACAGUAGUGUGAUAGUAGUGGUCAAAUCUAAUGCAUGCCAUGAAGCCACAUCACUGUUGCUGUCAUAUGAAAAAGUAGCUCCAAGAUCCAAUGGUGACUGCUAGUAGAUCCCACACUCCAUGUCAUAGCCAUCAAUACAUGAAAAGUAGCCACCAAUCCAACAGUGGCUAUCAUGGCAUCUGAUGCACACAGAUCGUGAUAAAGCACAUGCAAAAGGAGCAAGAGCCGAUGGAGAUCUAACAGUGAUUAUUAGGCCACAUCACCCCUCUUCAGAGCAAAAUCAUAGCACAAGGAUCCAAUAGUCUUCAUCGAACCAUGCUUCGGAGCAUAUAUUUAGAAAUAUCAAUUAUCAUUUGGUAAAACAAACGAUAUCAAUUAUUCCCUCACAUGCACAAAAGGGUAUAUAUUCAAAUAUUGAUUAUCAUCUGGCAAAAUAGAUAAUAUCGAUUAUUACCCCAUGAGAAAAGGGGAAAAUGCUGAAAACUUUAGAGAAAAAUUGGCAAAAUAUGACAGAAAAUAAGAAGUCAAAAUAGAAAAUUCGAUUUGUAGAUCUAUGGGACAAAGGAGGAAGAGGGGAGGGAAAUGGAGAUUUUCUAGAGUUGUUCUUGGGUUGUUCUUGAGAGAAAAUAUUGUUCUUCUUUCUCAUGAGAAAAUAGGAUUCUGAAGAGUGCAUUGUUAAUUUUGAUUGUUCUCCUUUACCCUUUUCACCUUAAAUCCAUUCUAUUGAACUAGAUGCAAGAUUGAGAAGUGCUACCCAGAAGUUGACAUCAAGCCAUGCAUUCAAAGAGUUGUAAGUUUGAUUUUUAAUAGAGUUUUUAUUAUUUUCUUGUUUGAUCUGUGAAAUAAUUUUAUUUUCUUAGGUUAAAUUAUUUAUUUACUUUUUUUCUUCUAUUUUAAUCAAUCCAAAGCAUAUUUAGUUUAUUGAUUUUAAUUCAUUUCAUUUUUAUAUUCGCAUUUAUAUUUAUUUGCCAUUUUAUUUCAUUUAUUGUUUUGAAUAUGAAUUUAAAUCUUCUAAUCAAUUUGUAAUUCUUUAAAUUAGAGGAUAAAAGGAUUUUUAAAAGCUUUCCCCUAAGGAGAUGACCUAGCUCACCACUAUAUCCAUCUAAAAUUCUUAUUAUUAUUUUUGUUGAAUCUAGUUGAACAAGUUAUUAAAAUUGAUUGAUGAUUCUAAUAACGACUUAGAACCACAUCAAUUUUUGGUGCUGUUCUUGGCGAAGGUAAUUUCGAAAUCUUUAAUUCUCUAUAGGAAUUAUUUUUCUAUUUUUCUACAUUUUCUUUUCAUAUCUCAUUUCUAUAUAAAAAAAUAAUUCGUGAAUUAAUGUUGCAUGCUAGGACGGAGGUCAUUAAAACCCAAAUUAGUAGAACUACCUAUAUCUAGAGUUAAAUCAUCUGGCAAUUUGCUUAAUUCACGAAAAGUAGAGGAAAAUAGAGAAAACCCUAGACCUAUUAGAGAUUAUUUUAAUCCACCAUCUGCACUUGAUUUUCAAUAGCAACCUAUUUGCAAGCACAAUAUUAAAUCAGGAAUUUUUCAAUUGCUGCCUAUAUUCUUAUGAUAAAAAUAUUGAAGAUCCAUAUGAUCAUUUGCAAGAAUGUCUUAAGGUUUGUGGGACUGUCAAAGAGGUUGACGAUGAAUUAAAAUUAACAUAGUUUCCUUUUUCUUUGAAAUGUGAUGCUAGCUAUUGGAUUUCUACUUUAGAAAAGGAGAUAAAAUCAUGGCCUGAUUUAGUGCAGGAAUUUCUGAAAAUAUUUUAUCCUAGGGGGAAAACCAUGUUGAUGAGAAAACAUAUUAUGAGUUUUACACAAAACAGUAAUGAACCUUUGCAUGAAGCAUGGUAUAGAUUCAAAGCUAUGAUGAGAAGAUGUCUUCAUCAUGGUAUUCCUAAAUGACAAAUAGUUCAAAUGUUUUAUGAUGGUUUGUCUGCAGCCAACAAGCAAAUGAUUGAUGCAUCAUGUGGUGGCACAUUUAUGAAUAAAAAGGAAGAUGAGGGAUAUUCUCUUUUGGAAGAACUUACUGAUAACUCUUCUAACUAUAUAUCUUCAUCUUCCUUUGAUAGAUCUAAGGGUGGAAUUUAUGAGAUUAGAAAAUCAGAUGAUAAAGAAUGGAAGAGUUAAUUUGAUGAGCUAAAUUCUAAGAUGGAAAAAAUUCUUGCUUUUAGGAAAAAUUUAAGUGACAAACUUACAAAAUUUCUUCAAGUUUGAAUCAUGCUGAAAAUGAAUGUCCUCAAAUUAUUUCUCCAUCAUAUACAUCUGAACAAGUUCAAUUAGCUCAAGAUUUUAAUAAGUCUAAUCAUGAUUUUGUGCAGGCUUCUUAUAACCCUGGAUGGAGAAAUCAUCCAAAUUUUUCAUGGAAAAAUCAAAACAUGUUUAGUGAGCAAACAUCUUCUAGUUAUCCCAACAUGCAGGUUAGACCUCAGCAGCAAAUAUUUCCACCCAUGAAAGGUCAACCACGCCCAUCAAAUUUUCAAGCACACCCACCAUUAGGUCAAGGACCACAAGUCAUGGGAAAAAAUCAAGGCAGUGACAAUAAAUUGAGUGGUUUACAACGGAUCAUGGUUCAACAACAACAAACCAUUCAAAAAUUACAACAACAACAAACUCGACAACAAUCCAUUCAACAAUUGCUGCAGCAACAACAACAAAACAAAUCCAUGCAUCAACUCACACAAAAACCACAUGCAGCUCAACAAUUUAGACCAAGUGGAGGCCAGCUACCAAGUCAACCCAUAGCCAAUCUACAAAAUCAUCCUCCUGGUUUUCAGCAUCAAGCUAACAUGGUAAAUACAAGUUUUGAAGAACCUUUUGUACUAUCUCAAAUGGAAGACAUGAAGGCCAUAUCUCAGCUACGAAAUGGGAAGGUUUUGAGUGAUCGUUACCAACAAAAGGAGGAUGGAAAAGACAUCUCUUCUAUGGACAAAAAUUCAGAAGAUCAAAAACAGAAAAUUAUAGAGGAAGAUGAUGAUUUUAGUGAUGAUGAAGAGGUUGAAAAAUCAAAGGUUGAAGUAAAUAUUGACCCCAAGGAAUAUGUUCCCACUACACCUUUCCUUCAUGCAUUAAAACCAAAAGGUAAAAAGGGAUUGAUUCAUAGUGAUGAGGUGAUGAAAAUUUUUGAGCAAGUGCAGCUCAAGAUUGCUCUCUUGGAUGCCAUCAAUCAUGUACCAAGUUAUGCAAAAUUUUUGAAGGAGAUGUGCACACCUAAAAGAGAAAAAAGAAUCAUCCUUUCAUCACAAUGCAAUUAUUCUUGAUCAAUUGCCCAUGAAAUGUAAAGAUCCAGGUAAACCUCUAAUCUCUUGUAAAAUUGGUGGAAUUACUUUUGAUAAUGCAUUGCUUGAUUUAGGUGCUGGUGUUAAUUUUUUACCUACUGCCAUUGCUGAACAUUUUAGAAUUGGUGAGCUCAAACCAGCCUCUACAAUUCUUCAAGUUGUAGAUAGAUCUACUAGGAAACCUAAAGGAAUAUUAGAAGAUGUAAUUGUCAAGGUAGGUGAAUGCUAUUUUCCCAUUUAUUUUUUGGUCUUAGACAUUGACGUGACUUAGUCGUUGUAUGUUAAAUCACGCAAAUAUAAAAUUUAUAAAACUAGAAAAUACGAAUUUUCGGAUAUUUAGAAGUAUUUCAAAAUAAAUAUAUCAAUUAUAAUUCAAUAAAAAUUCCAAAAAUAGCGAUAAUUUUUCAAGUCAAUCACAGGGAUGUAAUAUAA